Messenger RNA from Neohortaea acidophila, 1356 nucleotides. RefSeq lists its product as uncharacterized. The annotation marks the transcript as partial. The transcript has 2 exons. NCBI's taxonomy places the organism in Eukaryota, Fungi, Ascomycota, Dothideomycetes, Mycosphaerellales, Teratosphaeriaceae. The record is from RefSeq and is a predicted model, not a curated record.
CCGCCCCAUGGCCGCAAGAGGAAGGCCAGUGGAGUGCCGGGCAGCAGGGGGGUGGCCAACCUGACGCCCGAUCAGCUGGCGAAGAAACGAGCAAACGACCGCGAAGCGCAAAGAGCCAUCCGCGAGAGGACGAAGAACACCAUCGAGACUUUGGAGCGUCGGAUUAAAGAGCUCGAGACCGGCCAGCCGUUUCAAGAGAUCCAGCGCCUCGCCCUCGAACGUGAUCGAGCAUUGGCGGAAUGCGAGCAGCUCCGGAAUAAACUGGCAGUGGUGCAGAGCGUGCUCGCCACUUUGACUGCGCAGCAAUCUCCCCUUCCACCCUUGAACACGCCUCAGACUCCGCACUUCCCUCACAGUGUCUCCGCUUCGCCCUACGAGCAGCAGCAGCAGCAGCUUCUGCAUCCGGAGUUGAGAUCGCCCCAUACCAGCACCCGGCCGAGUUCUGCUGGCCAGUCUCACUCUUCCACGCCUGGUGGUCCGCAUGAAACCCGUCUGGAUACAGCUGCAUCCUCUCACUAUUCCGGACUUACUGGCGCUCCAUAUGAGCCCCGCCUGCCUCCCCCAGCUGCGAUGCUGGGGCAGAUGAACGGUGAGCGGCAUGGUCUCAACUAUGUUCUUGGACCCAGACAGCAGCAUAUGGUCACGUCCGCGCCUACCUCGCAGUCUCCGCAGUCGAACCCUUCUCCUGGUAUGGAGAAGCCACUGUACGCAAGGGUGCCCGCCAAUUCCUCUCCAGUCCUCCCCCUAGACGCACUCCUGCUCGGUUUCCUGAACGAUCGGCGCGCACAACUCGCGAGCGGCACCCCAUUAAGCGAAGUCAUAGGACCCUUCUAUCCAACGUUGGAUGGCCUUCGCGAUCCAGGCUCUGCCUCCACAACCUCUGCUCAUCCCAUCUCAGCCCUCCUAACCGACAUCCUCUUCAAAUUCCCCGGCAUCGACGGUCUCCCCGAGCGCGUCGGAGUACACUACCUCAUGUUCCUCAUCCUGCGAUGGCAGAUCUGCCCAUGCGAGAGCUGCUACGAAAGACUCCCAUCCUGGAUCCAGCCCGUCAGAGAGCAGCUCGACAACCCGCAUCCCGCGUGGGUGGACCACCUCUGCUGGCCUUUUAUGCGCGUGCGCAUGUGCACCACCGCCAGCCACAUCAGGUUUGAGGACCUUUUCAUUCCCUUCUCGGGAACCAUCAGCGUCAACUGGCCCUACCCUCCCGAUCACGUUUUGAUGCCCUCCUCGACGAAGCGCGACGCGCUCGGGGCACCCAUUUCUGAGAUGAAUCCCGUCUUCGAGUCGCACGUGAUGGAUCUGAGGAAUUGGUCCGUCGGCUCCAUCUUCAAGGCCACUUAUCCCGAGCUUGUGGAU